This is a messenger RNA of Leptopilina heterotoma, 2103 nucleotides long. RefSeq names its product asparagine synthetase domain-containing protein 1. Lineage: Eukaryota; Metazoa; Arthropoda; Insecta; Hymenoptera; Figitidae. The coding region runs from base 102 to 1838 and encodes 578 amino acids. The record is from RefSeq and is a predicted model, not a curated record. The transcript has 4 exons. Gene Ontology annotation, molecular function: asparagine synthase (glutamine-hydrolyzing) activity.
GUGUUUGUCUUUGAGGUUAGAUUCUGUGACAGUUUCGAAUUUUGCUUCUGCUCUGUUUACCUUUCGUUUGUUUACACAUUUCAUUUAAUUUCAAAAUAAAAAUGUGUGGUAUUUUUUGCUGUUUACAUAAUUCUCAAAGUGAUGAAUUACCACUCGAGUGGAAUAUUUGUAAAGAAAGAAUUUCUUCCCGAGGUCCAGAUAGUUUAUGCGAAAAACAAAUUAAAUUAUCAGAGAAACAUUGCCUUCAUUUUGCUGCUAGUAUUUUAUGGACUCAAGGUUCCCAAAUGACAAUCCAACCUUGCGUGGAUGAGGAUGAUAAUAUUCUUCUCUGGAAUGGAGACGUUUUCUCUGGAAAUUCAAAUGACAAUACAGAAAGUGACACAACAUUUAUCCUGCGAUCGUUUAAAUCACUAAACAUCGUCCCUACUCUCAAAUUAAUAAAAGGACCCUACAGUUUCGUAUAUUUCAACAAAUCCCAAAAAAUUCUUUAUUUUUCUCGCGAUCUAUUUGGGCGACACAGUUUACUUCUAAAUUUCAAUUCCAUAAAUAGUUCCUUAACUUUCACAUCGGUGACUAGAAGAAAAUUCGAAAAUACACACGAAAUACCCGCAAUUGGACUUUUUGCUUUAAAUUUACAAACUUUCAAUCCUUCCAAUUUUAGUCUCAGUUGUUUUCCCUGGCGUAUGCCAAAUGAUAGUUUUCACGAACAAAUUAGAAAAUUAGAAAAUCUUCUCAAUAGUAGAAUACAAAUUGAAGAUGUAAUUUUCCCCUCACGGGAGGAAUCUCUAAAUUUGGUAAAUGUUGACGAAAAAUAUUUCCAUGUCAAUGUAGAUAGUGAAAAAAGAGAAGACAUAAUGGACUUGCUUUUAAAAAAGGAAGAAAUUUUCCAGAGGAUGGAAAAAAUCGAAAGACUAUUAAAAGCGUCGAUUGAAACAAGAAUUAAGAAACAACCAUCAUAUUGCAAGAAUUGUAUAAAAUUAAUUUUAAGUCAAGAAACUGUCAAAUGUACUCACACGAAAAUUGGAAUUCUCUUCUCGGGUGGAUUAGAUUCUUCAAUUUUGGCUGUACUUGCGGACAAUUUCGUUCCAAAGACUGAAAGUAUCGACCUCAUAAAUGUUGCCUUUGAGAAAGUGAAUAAAAAUCCAAAAAAUCAAAAUCUAGGAGAAAUAUACAAUGUUCCUGACAGAAAAACCGGUAGACAAAGUCUAGCAGAAUUGGAAACAAUAUGUCCGGACAGAAAUUGGAAUUUCGUAGAGGUAAAUAUAUCGCAAGAAGAACUAAACAUUCAUCGAUCAUCUCGUAUUUCGGAUUUAAUUUAUCCAUUGAAUACAAUUCUCGACGAGAGUUUGGGUUGUGCCCUCUGGUUUGCCAGUCGAGGAAUUGGAAUUCUAAAUGAAGAACCAUACGAGUCUCCCUGUCGAAUUCUUUUACUGGGCAUGGGAGCUGAUGAAUUAUUUGGAGGUUAUAUGAGGCACAGAACAAUUUUAAGACAGAAAGGAUGGGAGGCUUUGAUCGAGGAAUUAAAAUUGGAAUUAAAUAGAAUUUCUGAUAGAAAUUUGGGUCGAGAUGACAGAGUGACUUCGGAUCAUGGAAAGCAGGCACGAUUUCCUUAUUUGGACGAAAAUCUAGUGGAAUUUGUUCAAACCAUACCUCCAUGGGAGAGAUGCUGUCCAACUGAGAAAUUCCCUUGUGGAUUGGGAGAUAAAUUACUUUUAAGAUUAGUCGCGAGAAAAUUAAAUCUCAAGAAUGCUGCAAAUUUUCCGAAAAGAGCAUUUCAAUUUGGUUCGCGAAUUGCCAAUGGCAGGGAAAAUGCUAAAGAUGUAUCAAAUAGAUUAUGAAAUUCAGAUAAAUUUUACUUUACCUGACACAAAAAAUCCGUUUCUACAAAUUACGAUUUAGAAUUCGGAAGUUUCCUCCAUCCACUUUUUCCAUGUAUAUUUUAUUCAUAUUUGGUAAUUCAUCAACUGUAGAAAUUUCUGGAACAAAAAAAGGGGUGAAUUAAUUUUCGAAAAUUCAUUCUUAUUUGUUGUGAAAUAGUUGUAAAUAUAUGAUAAAUGUAAAUUUUAUUGUGAAUCUGAAAAAAAUAUACGUUUUUUAUAUUUA